AUGACCUUAGGCGACCGGAGGCCGGAAGCGUCGCCCUCGCUUGAAGACGCAGAUCCGACUCAGCGGCGGCGGUAUGCAGUUCUUCAGUGUGGAGACGUGGAGAAGCUGAUCAAGAAACGCGCAACAGCUGAAGAACCAACACUUUAUUAUGUCAGUAUUGAGGAUACUUAUGACAUCAUCAAGAUAGCACAUACUGCAACAGGUCAUGGUGGCCGUGACAGAAUGAAAGCUCAUCUUGCAUCAAACAAUCUCAAUUCUCGGGGCCAGGUUGAUCUGGUAGACAUGCAGUCAUCUCCCCAAGCUCAGUUCAAGUGGAUUAUGGUACACCAGUGCCACUUAACAAAGUUUGUGAUACUUCGACCUCUUACAUCAAAAAGAGUAGCUGAAGUUGCCUUUCAACUGCUCAACAUCUUCUUGCUGUUUGGUGCUCCUGCAAUCUUUCAAAGUGACAAUGGUUCUGAAUUACAGUUCAUGUCAUCACAGAGCUAA
Molecule: messenger RNA, 489 nt
Organism: Macrobrachium nipponense
Lineage: Eukaryota; Metazoa; Arthropoda; Malacostraca; Decapoda; Palaemonidae
Product: KRAB-A domain-containing protein 2-like
Exons: 3
Coding region: 1-489 (162 amino acids)
Biological process (GO): DNA integration
Molecular function (GO): nucleic acid binding
Source: RefSeq, a predicted model, not a curated record